Belonocnema kinseyi is the source of this 468-nucleotide messenger RNA. RefSeq lists its product as uncharacterized. Gene Ontology annotation, molecular function: catalytic activity. The transcript is spliced from 3 exons. The coding region runs from base 1 to 381 and encodes 126 amino acids. The record is from RefSeq and is a predicted model, not a curated record. Lineage: Eukaryota; Metazoa; Arthropoda; Insecta; Hymenoptera; Cynipidae.
AUGAACUAUUACUUGGGAGGACAUUUCCCCUCUAUAUUUAUCGGAGGAGACUUCAACUGCCAUCAUCAAUCAUGGGGAUGCGAUGUAUCCUCUUCUUUUGGAAACAAAUUAUUGGAGGCCAUUGGGAAUUCUACUCUCAGCAUUCUCAAUGAUGGUUCUCCUACAUGUUUCACUCGUCCUUACGAAGCCAAAUCAGCUAUAGACCUCACUAUUGUUUCAAGCAACCUCUUUCCUCUUAGUGACUGGAAGUUUGAACAAGACAAAAUGGGCAGUGAUCAUUUCCCGAUCUCCACUGCCGUUGGAAUUUCUUUCUCUUUCUUCGAGUUCUUCUCUCAUAAGUACAACCUAAAAAAGCCCUCCACAGAGCAGGUCCAAAAAUAGAAAAUAAAUCCUCCCGAAAUCAUCCAAAUUCCCCACCUUGGUGGAAUGAGGAAUGCACCAAACUUGAAAGACAAAGAAAGGCCAAAC